Molecule: messenger RNA, 5620 nt
Organism: Clupea harengus (Atlantic herring)
Lineage: Eukaryota; Metazoa; Chordata; Actinopteri; Clupeiformes; Clupeidae
Gene: rap1gapa
Product: RAP1 GTPase activating protein a
Exons: 25
Coding region: 974-3280 (768 amino acids)
Biological process (GO): regulation of small GTPase mediated signal transduction
Cellular component (GO): cytoplasm
Molecular function (GO): GTPase activator activity
Source: RefSeq, a predicted model, not a curated record
AAAUCCCCACCAUUUUUUUUUUUUACUCCAGCACGGACUCAUUCACCUCAGGGUGUUAGCCAACUAUCUGAAAGGUUUCAUUCUGAUUUUUUUGUUUCUGUGCGAAGGGGGUGGGGUGUUCUGUGAUGUGAUUGGAAGGUGAUUGACUGGAAUACUGAUGAUGUGCAUACCGACUGCUAACACCUUUCACCUCACGGUGUCUGAUUGACUCGCCUCCAUAGAGCCUCCUCUGAAGGGACAGCCUGGCAUAAGCACGAUGCAUUCUGUUAGGGGGGGGGGGUUCAUGUAGUGUAAUUAAAGGGAGCAUAAGGAAGGCAUGAAAAAAAGCCAUCAUCACCCAGCUCUGUGGACAGGCAGGCUUCAGUCUGUGGGGAGGGGGAGGGGCAGAGGGAGGGAGAGAGAGAGAGAGAGAGAGAGAGUGCAAGUGAAGCUGAGGGGGAGAGAGAGAGAGUGAGAGUGAGAGCACAUAAAAGAGUACGUUCAAGUGAGAAUGUGUUUGAGAGAUUAUGAGAGUGUGUUUGAGAGAAAGAGAGAUAAAGGGAGGGAGAGAAACAACAGGAAGAGGGUGUGUAAGGCUGAGAGAGUGUGAGAAAGAGAGAGAGGAGGGAGAAGGAGGAGGAGAGAGAGGGAGAGGGAGGAGAGAGCGUCAGUGGCAUCUGUCGGCGUGAGGACUAGGAGGAUCAGUGCAGCCAGCAGGUGUGUGACAGACUUGAGACUCGCACAGAAGCGCCACUCAGACGGAACGAUAGAAAGAGAGAGAGAGAGGGAGAGGGAGGAAGGAAGGGAGACAGAGAGGAAGAGAAGCAGAAGCUGAAGCUGAAGCUGAAGCUGAGCCCGUAGUCCAUCUGCUGAUGCUGAGAAACAGGAUGGAGGGGAUCCUCGGAUCUCUAACACGUUAGAGCCUUCACUCUUCCCCACCUCGCCACUGUCGUUCUCCUCUGCAGCGUACCUGAAGACCUCAGAUUUAUUUGAAAUGAUUGAGAGAAUGCAGGGCAAUAGAAUGGAUGAACAGAGGUGUAACCUUCCUCCCGUGCUCAAAACAGAGGAAGACUACAUUCCUUAUCCCAGCGUCCAUGAGGUGCUUGGAAGAAGGAGCCCGUUCCCCCUGAUUCUGCUACCCCAGUUUGGCGGCUACUGGAUUGAAGGGACCAAUCAUGAGCUGCAGAGCGGGAACGACCCCGAGCAGCUCCUGUCUCCCACAUCCCACGUCAAGCUGGAGUCCAACACCACCGCUAAGAUCUACAGGAAGCAGUUCCUGGGCAAGGAACACUUUAAUUACUACUCUGUGGACAGCGCCCUCGGCCACCUGGUGUUCUCCGUGAAGUACGAUGUCAUCGGCGACCAGGAGCACCUUCGGCUUAUGCUCAGAACUAAAUUGAAAACGUACCAUGAUGUGAUCCCAAUAUCGUGCCUGACAGAAUUCCCCAACGUGGUCCAGAUGGCCAAGCUUGUCUGUGAGGACGUGAACGUGGACCGUUUUUUCCCAGUGCUUUACCCAAAGGCUUCGAGGCUUAUAGUCACUUUUGAUGAACAUGUCAUCAGCAACAACUUCAAGUUCGGUGUCGUCUACCAGAAAUUCGGACAGACCUCGGAAGAAGAGCUCUUCGGGAACAAUGAGGAGAGCCCGGCCUUUGUGGAGUUCUUAGAAUUUCUGGGCCAGAAGAUUGAGCUCCAUGACUUCAAAGGUUUCCGCGGAGGGCUGGAUGUGGCGCAUGGGCAGACGGGGACCGAGUCGUUCUACACCAACUUUCACAACAAGGAGAUCAUGUUCCACGUGUCCACGAUGCUCCCGUACACGGAAGGGGACACGCAGCAGCUGCAGAGGAAGAGGCACAUCGGGAACGACAUCGUCGCCGUGGUGUUCCAGGACGAGAGCACACCCUUCGUGCCCGACAUGAUCGCCUCCAACUUCCUGCACGCCUACGUGGUUGUGCAAGUGGACAACGCCUGCUCUGACAACGUGCUGUACAAGGUGUCGGUGACAUCACGGGAUGACGUCCCAUUCUUUGGCCCAGCUUUGCCAGAUCCAGCCGUCUUUAGAAAAGGACCAGAGUUUCUGGAGUUCCUGCUCACCAAGCUCAUCAACGCAGAGCUAGCGUGCUACAAGGCAGAGAAGUUCGCCAAGCUGGAGGAGCGCACGCGGACAGCUCUGCUGGAGACGCUCUACGAGGAGCUGCACCUCCACAGCCAGGCCAUGAUGGGUCUGGGAGGAGAGGAGGACAAGCUGGAGAACGGUGGUGGAGGAGGAGGGGGCUUCUUUGAGUCCUUCAAGCGGGUGAUUCGCAGCAGAAGCCAGUCAAUGGACGCCAUGGGCCUCAGUAGCAAGAAGCAGCCCACGGUCUCCACUAGUCACAGCGGAAGCUUUAUCCACAACCUACCAGAGAUCCCAAAAGUCCCUGUGCUAUCAUUGCUUGUCCCGGGGAAAAGUCCCAGUAAAUAUGGACGUCGAGGAAGCGCCAUAGGCAUAGGAACGAUAGAAGAGUCUCUUAUCAUUCCGGGGAAAAGCCCGACCCGGAAGAAGUCUGGCCCGUUCAGCUCCCGCAGGAGCAGUGCCAUCGGCAUCGAGAACAUCCAGGAGGUGCAGGAGCGAAGGCUUGCAGCUGUAUGGUCAGAGGACAGGACAGUGCUGUGUGUGGCUCUGCCCUCUGUCAGCCUAAGGAGUGGGAGGCUAAGCGGAGACCGUUCAAACAGUCGGGAGCACUACACACAGAAGACCCCUGACAGCGGCCACGCCUCCCAGGACCCCAAGUCAGACAAUUCGUCCAGUCAGAGUUCGCCUGAGGUGGUCACAGCCAAAAACAGUUCUGCCCUGUGCUGCAGGGCGCCGUCCAUCCCCGAGGCCCAAGACCUGUCGCGCUCCUCGUCCAACGCCAGCAGCUUCGCCAGCGUGGUGGAGGAGAACGAGACGGAGGCCACGGAGGACUACGACACGGGCAUGGAGAGCCUGUCGUCUGCUGGGACACCACAUAAGAGGGACUCAUUCACAUACAGCACGUGGCUGGAGGACAGCAUGAGCAGUACCAGCACAGCCAGCAGAGGGAGCUCUCCUGCAUCCAAUAGGAAUCAGCAGCCUGAAGGUGGGAAGCCUGAAGGUGGGAAGGGCCCAGAUGCAUCCAAGACAGACGUCCGCAUCAAACUGGACCGGCCACACGACCCCAAAUCGCCAUCAUCCUCGCUUUCCCAUAAGAAACACCCCCUCAAGGAGACAAGGCGCGCUCGGGUCUUUGCCAUAACCAAUGACGACGAUGAGGAGGAGGAUGCCAGUCGGCCAGCGGCGUGAGAAGGCCAGGACGGAAUGGCCCCCCUCAGCCCCCUGGGACUGUGAUCAUGUGACCUUGCAACCAUGUGACCCUGUCCCUUGGCCCUCAGUCCCCCUGCAGGCUGAGCGGCACUAACCCCCCCCCCCAGCAGGAGAAGGGAGAGAGACCUCAUGUGCACUGUGCUUGUUUGUUUUCUUUUCUUGUCCUUCAGUGGUCUGUUCAUUCCAUGUCAUACCUUUCUUUGCCUCGUUUGUUUUUCCUGGGGUUUUCGGGUCUGUUCUUAUGAAGUGCUCUUCCGUCCAUGCAGUCGGUCUUUGGGAUCGACACUCUCACAGUGAACGUGCUGAAUAUUUAUUGUCUAUUGUGAAUUAAUACAGUGUGUUGCACAGGGUAGUGACAGAGUGCCAUUGAAUUUACAAGACAUGUAAAGAUGAGGGGAAAAUAAUAGACUUUCUUGCAAGUAAGACAUGAAGGAAAUAUGAGGUUAAACUAAGUAGAAUUACUUUGGCAGCAUUCUGGUUUCUAUUUCUAGAGUCAACUUUUCCUUAAAUACAUAUCUGCUGUCAUUAUCAAUGAUGUGUUUUUUUUUUAAUCAUAUGUGAAGACUAGAUCACCGUUGUUGAGAUUGACUACUGGAAAGGUUUUGGUCAGUAAGAUCACAAUAAUCAUAUAUUAACAAGCUGGAUUUAAAUGUAUAUAUCAGCAAAUCAUGCUUUUCAAAAUGUACAUUACACUACAUGCCAAAUCCUAAUAGUAUCUCGUUUGAAUGGAAAUUCCUUUGUCUUUGUGUUACUGAGUCAUUCGUCAUUCAAAGAAAAGAGAUGAUGUUGCCUUAACUAUAAAAAAUGCAGUUCAUUGAUCCUUAAAACUAGGUAAAGAACCAACUGUACAUCACACUACUUUCCCCCCAGCUAGCAGAGACCUGGAGUGACUAGUUAACUUAAGAUGAAGUCUAUGUGAAGUGUUUUUGUUCUCUGCAAAUGUCAGAGGUAUCCUAGAGAUGUCUCGCCAUGGCUUGUCACACUGAUGAAGUCCUUAAGUACUGCGACUCUUGGUGAUGCUCAUAAUGAACCAAAGGUAGCUGUGGCUUUUCUCCUUCUGUACAGAAUAUGAAACCAUUUGACCAUUCCUUUCGGGGUCACACACCGCGACUCACCAGUGUUUUAACAUCAACAGAUCUUGUAGUGUCAAUCCAAUCCUUCACAUGGAGAAGGCUUCCCUAUCCUAUGUGCCAUCCUCUUGACAAACUAUACAAGGAUUAUAUUAGAUUUGUGUUUCAACUGUUUUUCGGAGACCUAGUGCUACUUUUAUAAUGUAUUCCUGUCUCUACGGGUCUGUGAAGCUUCUAAAGUUGUUGUCAUGCAAAAGGAGGUACUUCUAAUGUGUCACCAUGUGCUUGUAAGCUUUUCCUGUUCCCGACCAAACCUUAAAAGGCACUCCUCCAUUGUUAGACUGAUACAAAAAACAAAUGCCUGGGUAUGUUACAUACAAGUGAUAAUGUCACAACUGCCAAAAUACUAAUAAUGUGCAACAUGUGCAAUGUGAUGGAUGCUCUCAAAGCUUAUUUAACAAUGAAUCAAGUCUUGAUUUUUUUGUUUGUUUGUUUAUUACAGAGAAGUGAUGUUGAGCUGUCUCACCAUUCAAAUAUCACGAUAGUUCCAGUAAAAUCCAGAGAAUUAGAACACCUUUGAAUGUAGCAGAUUAAUGUAUUGGUUUGUGACUAAUAAUAUCGAUUGCCCUAAUGCUUUAAUAUUGAACUGCCUUUUGUGCUUUGUAUGCUUUGAUUAUUGAUUUAGUCUCUUGUUUGGAUAAUGCCAUGGAAUUAAACUUCAAGCAUAAUGUCUCAGUGCCCCUUACAUUAUCUGUCAACACGGGUCAAGGGUCGUGCAUGCUGGCAUGGGUGACUAUGUAAACCAGAGGCUAUCCUCUGCUUCUGAAGUCUUCAUUUAAUGUAAUGUAAUCUCAUUCUCUUAAAAAAAGGAAAUGGUUAAGAAAAUUAAUUGUUAAAACAGAUUGUCAUUAUUAUUACUAUUAUUAUGAUUUACUGAUUUAUCAACUAAUAACUGUAAGCAUCAGUUACAAUCAAAGUUCAUUUCAGUUUAAUAUGUCUGUGCCCCUUCCUGGUUAUCAACAUGUCUGUAAUUUAUGGAUCAUUGCCCUGUAUGUGUGGAUUAACAAAGCACAAAAUUCAUGAUUGUAAAACAGGGUAAGAUCGGGAUAUCUAGAAAAUACAUGAAGCUGCCCUACAUUUGCCGAUGUUAUUUGUGAUUUGUUUUUUCCUGUAAGAUGUUGAACUGUAAAUAUUGCUUUUGUAUAUAUUGCAAACAAUUAAAAUAAAGAAAAGCAAGCAUAUGAUGAAA